Messenger RNA from Homarus americanus (American lobster), 4083 nucleotides. Its product is annotated as tyrosine-protein kinase BAZ1B-like. NCBI's taxonomy places the organism in Eukaryota, Metazoa, Arthropoda, Malacostraca, Decapoda, Nephropidae. Gene Ontology annotation, cellular component: WICH complex. Gene Ontology annotation, biological process: chromatin remodeling. The transcript is spliced from 25 exons. Gene Ontology annotation, molecular function: histone H2AXY142 kinase activity. The coding region runs from base 1 to 4083 and encodes 1360 amino acids. The record is from RefSeq and is a predicted model, not a curated record.
AUGGUUGAAGAUGAGCCCCUGGAUGUAGAGGCGCCCACGUUGACGGACUUGGGCAAGGCAAAAGCCGUUUCGGAACUUGAGAAUAUUUUCCUAGGUCUGUCCGUGCUUCGUAGAUUGACUGACUAUGAGGAUCGAUUGGCCCUUUAUAGUCAGAUCAUCUGGACAUGUCAGUGCACUGGCAAGUCCAGCCUCACACAUCAGGAGGCUUGGACGAGUGAAGCCAAGGUUCGUGUACUACUUAGCUCCUCGUUCCCCACACCCCUUCUGCCUCCCAUUCUCCGAACUCUCCACCAUAGUACACUGCCACUAGAUCAGUUGGUAGAAGCUGCUUCAGGACUCUGUUAUUCUCGGUUCCAUCCGGGUGAAGAGUUAACACUCUUGGGGCCACAGCCGAUGCAAGUCCGAGUUAUCAGGUCUAAGGAAGACAGCGGCUGUGCAGGCAAGAAAGUUAAUAUUUCUAAUGGAAAGGAGCCUUCCACUUCACCAACCACCCCCAUCAUCAAUGGUUGCUCUCCCCCAACUCGAGAGAUCCCCAUGGUAAAUGGCACAAGUAAUGGAGUAGCUGGCAUUAAUGAUUCAAGUCCCACAAAUAUGAGAAGGUGCAAGGAAGACUCUCCAGGAAGGAAGAAGAGUAUGUUGCUUCCUUUACUAUAUGAUGUGUCAGUCAUUGGAGAAGAAAAAAUCAUGACAGAAGUCCCAGCUAAAUUUCUCCAGCGAACCUACAAGAUUCCUCCAAAAGAACACUUUCGACUUUUUGUGCGAGCCAAUGCACUUAGACAGCGAUCUAGCGCCUACACUCCUUGGAUUGUGUCAGAAGAUCUUGUUAAACAGUAUAACAUUCCCAAUAAGCUCGCCUCAAUAUUUACUAAUCCCAGAACAAAUUCAGUAGGUAGGAAAAGAAAGGCUGAAGGAGUAUUUGUAGAAAGAGCUAAAAAAGUAAAAGCUGAAAAAACAGUUGAAACUGUUAAAAGAAAUAAAGCUGAUCCUGCCUCUAAACCCUUAAAGCCCGGUAGGAAGCCAAGAGUAAAACGUGACCCGAACACCCCAAGAAAAAAGCCAGGUCCCAAGCCAGGCUUCAAGAGAACUCCUAAGCUAAACCCUAAAUCAGAACUACCAAAGCCUUCCCUAAAGUUACAAACACAAGUGAAAAUGGAGACCAGUGACAGUGACGAUGAUGUGUCUCUUGCAGUUUUAGCUAAUAGAUCACCAAAAAUAGAAAAUGGAGCUCAUCUUGCUGCAAAACCAUUGAAAAUGGUCACUCCACCAGGCAUUACUCCAUUGGUGCUCAAGAAGAGGGUGACAGAAAAAGAUGGAAAGGAGCUUCUUAGAAGUACAAAAAGAUUGAAGCAAACAACUCUCUUUGACAUGAGGUCUCCAAAGAAAAUGACUGAUGGAACACCCAAACCCAAAAUUUCCCCAAGAAAAUCCCCCCAGAAAAGGCAACCAAAUCCAGAGGCAGUUUUAAGAACUCCUGUGAUGAAGAAAAUGGUCCACCAGUACAACACUCUCAAGGGUGUGAAAGGGACUGGUAGAAAACUGGUUCACACCAUGGAUCAGGUCCUCAAGAAGCUCUCCCUGGCACAGAUUGAGGUUAUACCUGAGGCCAAUCUGCGAGCAGACAUAAUGAAGCGCCAUGAACGAAUGUUAGAAAAGCGAAUAGUAGCUAAAAUGACACCAAAGGAGAGAGAAGACUAUUCAAAACAAAAGGCCAGGGCAGAAGCACAAAAACGACGUCAGACAAAGCAGGAACGAAAUCGAAAGAUGGAAGAAAAGAUCCUCACCAACCUGAAACCACUUCCUCAGCCACAACUGGUCCCUACACCAGAGGAGAUCCCCAACUCACUGUUUGGUGAUGUGGCCAUGGUGGUGGAGUUCAUCGAGUGCUACCAUGAGAUUGUUAAAACAGACAAGAAGACAUCUAUAUCUUGCAGUCAGUUGAUGCAGGCUUUAGCGGCAGGUCCCAAAGGCUUAAAGUAUGUAGCUGAAGUGAUGUGCCUCAUAUUACAUCUGAUCAUCGAUGACACUCGAAUAGGCUGCACGAAGGAACUGGGUGUAAAGAUCAGUGAUUUACCGGUGCAUUACCAGACUGCCAUUGAGGUUGCUCGUUUGUGCCUGAGGAAACACGAUUCCUGCGAGUCAGCCAGCCAACACUCUGAUGAAAACACUGAUGAGGGGGAGGAACAAAAUGAACUGUCUGAUGGACUUAUUCAUAAAUUGGAAUCAAGUGAGUUAUAUGAACUACAGCCACCAGAGGUCCUUGCUGUACUGAAAGCUCUCUGUCAUCAGGCCAUCGCCUCGGACACAUCAUUGGAACACAUUGAGGACAUUGAGGAGAAAGCCUAUAUACUCUAUAAGGAACGAGCUCAAGUUAAGAAGAUGAGUUUGAAGGAGGAGAUGGAAAAGAAGCAAGAAAAAAAGAAGGAACGCUUGCAAAAAAAGAUGGACAAAACCAACGCCCCUAAGAAGUCUCCAGGCCGUCCCAAGGGUUAUAGCCCAAAGAAAAAAGCUAUUACCAUAGAUAACUUCUAUAGUAAGAAAGAGGGAGAGAAUUUGGAUUUAGCAUCAAGAGUUAAGAGGAAGCGGUUAUCUCCUGAGGAAAUAAUUGAAGAGAAGGAGAAGACCCGAAACUUCCUCAGAGAACAGAAAAUCAAAGAAGAUGAAGAAAAGAGACGUGUGUAUGUGGUCCAAGAGUGUGAGAAAGUUCUGAUGCAGAAGGAUUUACUUAUUCGUCUGCAGCCCUUAGGCGUAGACCGCAAUCAUGACCGGUACUGGCUCUUCAACAACACCACUCCUGGGUUGUAUGUGGAGAAAGGCUGGGUAGAUCCAAACACCACCUACAACAUACAGUCUUCAAGUCCAAGCAAACAGCUAAAGAAAUCCACACCAGCACGUAAUGGUACUCAAGAUUCUGGUUCAGAUUCAGAUGACAAACCUCUUGCUGCUAUAAAAGAAGAACUGACUACAGGAAGCCCUACAAAGUCUUUAAGUCCACACAAACACCAAGCAACUCCAGUCUCAGGCAAGUCAGCACAUAAUGGUACUCAAGAUUCUGGUUCAGAUUCAGAUGACAAACCUCUUGCUACUAUAAAAGAAGAACUCACUACAGGAAGCCCUAAAAAGCAGGAAAAGAUCCCUGGCAGACGUAGGCCUCCAACAGUGGAUGAAAAUACUCAGACAUUCCCUCCAGUUGGACAGAACAUGUGGUUUUAUUAUAAGUCUAUAGGAGAGGUAGAUGAACUGUUGAAGUCUCUGGCAGAGAAGGGAAUUCGAGAAUCCAAACUGAAACUUAACCUCAGUCAAGUGAGAGCACAGCUGGAAGCCAACUUAACCACAGAAUGGACACCCAUAGAAGACCUAGAGGACGGAGCCCAACAACUUAUCGAGUCGUUGCGUGAAGAUAUUAUUCAGAUUGAACGUGAACUCAAGGAGGGUUGGCUUGGUGCAGUUCCCAAUCCGGAAGAAUGGGAGAAGAAAGCACUAGAGGCAACAACCUUGCAGGAGCUAGGGGAGUGCCUGUUAGAGGCACAAAAAUAUAUGCACUUCAAAUACCUGAAGGGUAUAAUGCAGCCCUCCAAAAAACUUUUGCCUUCUGAAAGCCUUGAUGCACCACCUGAAUAUGAGGAGUUCGAUAGCCCUGCGGUACACCACUGGCGAGAUGCUGUGGUGAAUUGCCAAACAUUUUCACGUAUGCACAUGCUAGUGGGCAUGUUUGAUUCCUGUAUCAAGUGGGAAAAAUCUAUUGCAACUAAGAAUGAUGAUGGAGAUUCCGGUGAGAAGGAGAAGAUAUGUAGAGUGUGUGAACGUGGCUUAGGCUUAAUCUUCUGUUGUAAGUGUCCUGCUGCAUAUCAUUCUGAGUGCCAUGAUCCACCCCUUCAGACACGGGCCAGGAAAGACUGGGCAUGUGUGAACUGUAGUAAUACAAGGAAAAAGAAGAAUGCCAGAAAUUAUAACGCUAGAGUUCAUCAUGAGGAACUAAGUGAACAGGAAAUGAUUCUAGAAGCUUUCAGAGCCACAGAGACGAUUUUUGAAGGUUUCCAAGAACUGGCGGAGUACUCGGAGAGCGACCAGCAAGAAGAAUUAUAG